AUGACCUAUACUAAUGAGCAAAAAGGAAAUUAUUAUAUAAUUGCUGACCAUUUGCGAACCACCAUUUUCGCACUGGCGGAUGGAGCAACCUUUGAGUCCAAAGGGCGGGGUUAUAUUCUCAAAAAAUUAGUCAAAAAAGCCACUUUAUUAAGUUAUUUGUUAGGUCUAAACAGCGAACAAUUACAAAAAGUUAGUGAAAAGUUAAUUGAGGUUAACGCUUCCUAUUAUCAACAUUUAAAGGCAAACGAGAAUUUAAUAAUUAGUGAAUUAAAAAAAGAAAUCGAAAAAAACCGGGAAUUUAUUCUUCGAGCCAACCGAGAAUUAGAAAA
Messenger RNA from Ambispora leptoticha, 329 nucleotides. The record is from the annotation of a GenBank genome assembly. Lineage: Eukaryota; Fungi; Glomeromycota; Glomeromycetes; Archaeosporales; Ambisporaceae.